Molecule: messenger RNA, 2747 nt
Organism: Cyprinodon variegatus (sheepshead minnow)
Lineage: Eukaryota; Metazoa; Chordata; Actinopteri; Cyprinodontiformes; Cyprinodontidae
Gene: slc41a1
Product: solute carrier family 41 member 1-like
Exons: 10
Coding region: 769-2286 (505 amino acids)
Biological process (GO): monoatomic cation transport
Cellular component (GO): plasma membrane
Molecular function (GO): monoatomic cation transmembrane transporter activity
Source: RefSeq, a predicted model, not a curated record
AUUAGCACCAUCAGGCGUUAGGACAGCUGUGCGGAGCCGGUGCAGUGGGCUACAUAAGCGGUGCGCAAAGCAGCGGAGUUUCUGCGCACUCAGAUCUCCGCUCCUUCAUCUGCAGACCUCAGAUAGUUUAAGGUGACUGGGAACUGUGGUUAGGGAGGUGCUUUUCCACAGUAGGUAAUUCUAUCCUCCAACAGAAGACCUUUAAAUAUCUUGUCUGAAAAGCUUCCAGCUACCACGUGGCAUAAGGGGAGACAUUUGCUCUGUGCAGGAUUCCACUAUCAGUUGACCGACCAGUCGCUGCACAACUCUGGCUUCUUCCGUGUUUCUUCAGCUUGUGCUGAAUUUUAAAGGCUGUUUACAAUUGCGUGGCGGGGGGGCUAUGCAGUGAUUCCCCGAGUCUUCUGUUUUCUUUUCUCCUUUGUUUUGAUGCGUGAUGCCUUUUCUUUUGCCGGCUAACCCCUAGCACCUUGCAGUGAAUGGAGAACAUACUGGUUCUACUUCCAAAGCACCGACAGGAACACGGGCUCUGCAGAAGCACGGCUGCAUGUGCCUUGUGGGAAGAUUCCACCUACAGAGCGAUUUUUUCUGCUUCCUCAUUAGUUCCAACCCACACCCCAUGUUAGCCUGUUUAAUGGGAUAAGUUAACCAGAGAGAUCAGGUGUAAAACCAGGUCGAGCAAAGCGUUCCGUUCUGACCUUCCCCAAACCGUUAGUCUAAAACAACUUUUCCUUUUUCUUGUUGAGUACACCGUCUGUAAAAGGCCUCCGCAUGGUACGUUGGUCAAAAGAACAAGACAAACUCCCGGACAUUGAGAUGUCCUCAGGGGACAUUGAGAUGAAGAAGGAGGGAGGUCCUCUGACCCCAGCCUUCCUCAAUUCUAACUGCUCCAUCCAUCCACUGAUCCUCACCAGAGGCCCAGAAGAAGUAAACCAACAAACUGGGGGGGAGUUCGAGCUCACCGAGGUCACAUCUUUCACAGAGAGGAUUGGCGAGACAGGGGACGACGAAGAAAGGUCGGAUAUCGUGGUGGCGUUAGACUGUCGGGCCAAUGCCAAAGGACAACGCGAGGAGGACGCACUUCUGGAGAAUGCAAGCCAGAGCAACGAAAGCGAUGACAACAGCAUCAAUCAGAGCCCGGAGCCACCAGCGCCGCUUAAGGAGACCUCCAUUUCCAUCGGCCUGCAGGUGGUUUUUCCCUUUCUGCUGGCUGGCUUCGGAACAGUGGCGGCUGGAAUGGUGCUGGACAUUGUCCAACACUGGACGGUCUUCACCAAGGUGUCAGAGGUCUUCAUCCUUGUUCCCGCUUUGUUGGGGCUGAAAGGGAACUUAGAGAUGACGCUGGCUUCCAGACUAUCAACAGCGGUCCAGGCCACAGUUGUGGGGUUCCUGGCUUCCAUAGCUGCUGUAAUCUUUGGCUGGCUCCCAGAGGGACAGUUCAAGCUGGGCCAUGCAGUGCUGCUGUGUGCCUCCAGCGUGGCCACGGCCUUCAUCGCAUCUCUGCUCCUGGGUCUCAUCAUGAUCGGAGUUAUUGUCGCAUCCAGAAAAGUAGGCAUCAACCCCGAUAAUGUGGCUACACCCAUCGCCGCCAGCCUUGGAGACCUGAUCACCUUGUCGCUGCUGGCGGGCAUCUCCACGGGGCUCUACCAGGAGCUAGAGUAUAACGACUAUGCAAACCCGCUGGUGUGUGCGGCGUUCGUGGCCAUGUGUCCUGUUUGGGUGUUGAUUGCAAGGAAGAUCCCGUCUACCAGAGAGGUCCUCUAUUCUGGCUGGGAGCCAGUCAUCAUCGCCAUGGCAAUCAGCAGUGUUGGGGGUCUGAUUCUUGAUAAGACUGUUAGUGACCCAAACUUUGCUGGGAUGGCUGUUUUUACUCCUGUCAUCAACGGUGUAGGAGGCAACCUGGUGGCCGUUCAGGCCAGUCGAAUCUCAACCUAUCUCCACAUGAACGGGCUGCCCAUGGGAGACCCCAACCCAGCUCCCAGGAAGUGCCCCACACCGUGCACUUCCUUCUUUGAUUCCAAAAGAGACUCAGCAGGUGGAAGAAUACUGAUCAGUGCGUCUCUAAAAAUCUGUGCCUUGUGCCUCUGCUUUACCUUCCUACAGGUUGCAAUCCUGCUGUACCUGGCUGACUGGAUGGUUCACUGGAUGUGGGGCCGAGGUAUGGACCCCGAUAACUUCUCCAUCCCGUACCUGACCGCUCUGGGGGACCUCCUGGGAACCGGUUUCCUUGCCCUCUGCUUCCACAUGCGUUGGUUUAUUGGGGACAGGGACUCCAAUUUAGGCAACUGAAUUUGUUGAAACAUACACACAGAAAAUUAAACGUAAACACACUGUGAGCGUGCAUGCAAAAAACGAAGACGAAGAUCACCCUUAUGCCUGAGCGUGAAAGUGGACAUCCACAGUACAAGGCUGAUCUCCUGAAAGGCUCUGGAUGAUGAUGUUCUGAGCAGAGUUUCAUCCUGAGAUAUCAUGACGCUGCUUUACUGUUGGAACAGCAGCAGCAUGUAAAUCCUGACUGUCUCCCUGGAACACAGACCUCUUCAUCUCCACCAUGAAAAAAAACUCUGACCAAUGAUAGAUCCAGCCUUAAAGGUCCCACGGCUCCUUAAUCUUACUAAACACCCGAGUCCUGCCGCUUUUAUUGAUAGUUAGAACUGGUAACCAACAAGCAAUUUAAUAUAUGGUGUUAUGUGCAAAGGGAGUCCUUAUUAUUUUCAAUGAGGACGUAAACCCUUUGUUUGAAUAAGACA